AUGAAACAAGUAUUGGUGUUCACAGUCGCCAAAGAUGUUCUUCUCUAUGGCGUGAAAUUGACGCAAGAAACUUACGCAGUGCUGAUUGCCGCCUGUGCUUACAUUGCGCACGGCUAUCGACGUUUUGCUUCGGGUCUGCUGUGUCGUGCCUCUAUCCGAUCGAUCAAUACCUAUGUUUAUUGCAGGGUUUUAAAAUCUGGCACAUUCUCAUGCCUACUCGUGUUCACUAACCAUAUCUCAGCGUGCAGUCAAUCGGUCUACGUCUCUAUUUUGAAAUUCUGUCAUAAGUUGGUAAGCAUGAGUAAUAGUCGAUGGUCCACAACUGGUAAUGGAACGUCAUCGUCACCAGCCGGUAGCGAUUCUAGCGAUCCUGAUGUGACACUACGCAGUCGCCAUCGUCUCAGUACAGAUCACGGUUCCGAUGAUUCUGCAAUGCCACCUACUCCACCAACCACUGGUCUGUCACGAGCCAAUCGUCCUCCGUGCCUGUUGAAGGAAUUGAAAGCGGUGAGUCAUUCAGGUUUAGAGUCGAGUACUGGUUUGGUUGAAUGA
Messenger RNA from Ostertagia ostertagi, 552 nucleotides. The record is from the annotation of a GenBank genome assembly. Lineage: Eukaryota; Metazoa; Nematoda; Chromadorea; Rhabditida; Trichostrongylidae.